Messenger RNA from Argiope bruennichi, 730 nucleotides. Its product is annotated as cuticle protein 10.9-like. The transcript has 3 exons. The record is from RefSeq and is a predicted model, not a curated record. Gene Ontology annotation, cellular component: chitin-based extracellular matrix. NCBI's taxonomy places the organism in Eukaryota, Metazoa, Arthropoda, Arachnida, Araneae, Araneidae. Bases 5 to 487 code for a protein of 160 amino acids. Gene Ontology annotation, molecular function: structural constituent of chitin-based larval cuticle.
GUCAAUGAAAAUGUUUUUUCUGGUUGUAAUUUCUUGCGUGGCUUUGUCACAAGCCUCCCAAAUUUUGCCAGCUAUCCUUCCUCAUGCCCAGCCUUACAACUUCGGGUACGCCAUUAGGGAUCACACCAGUGACCAAUACAGACAAGAAAAAGGGAAUGGACUCGGAGGUGUAGUGGGAAGCUAUGGUUUCAAGGACGCUAGAGGAAUCGUUCGUAACGUCAACUAUGUUGCUGACCAUGCUGGAUUCAGAGCACAGGUCAACACCAACGAACCAGGCACCGCCAAUCAGAACCCCGCUGCUGUUCUCGUCAAUUCUCAUCAGCCUGUUGUAGUCAAGGCAGUCGAACCUGUCCGCCCACUUCCAGUGGUCGCUGCCCCAGCUGCUCUUGGAGAUUACAGAUUCGGACCUGGGCUCGCAGAUGCCUUGGGAUACUAUGGAGGCGUCAACUUUGCUGUGCCUUUGAUCGGAGGAGCUGUCAGAGGAUAGGACAGCCGAUUCGCUAAUGUGAUUGUUUAAAUAAUGUUUCUCUUGUAAAAUAUCUGAUUAUUGCAAUGUUGCUUGCAAUAACUUCAUGCUUCCAAUAACUUUCUAAAAAAAAUCUUUAGCUUCUCUAUUACCUGCUUUGAAUUAAGUUUGCUUCAUUGUUCUUUAUAUAAAAAAAAAGGAAAUAUAUUAAAAGCAGCUUCUAUACAGAUUCUUCAUCGCUUGCUUUAUUUAACUGCAUGGAAU